Python bivittatus (Burmese python) is the source of this 2825-nucleotide messenger RNA. It is a transcript of the gene HPSE, whose product is annotated as heparanase. Gene Ontology annotation, biological process: cell-matrix adhesion; angiogenesis involved in wound healing. Gene Ontology annotation, molecular function: hydrolase activity, acting on glycosyl bonds. Lineage: Eukaryota; Metazoa; Chordata; Lepidosauria; Squamata; Pythonidae. The record is from RefSeq and is a predicted model, not a curated record. Gene Ontology annotation, cellular component: extracellular matrix; membrane.
CCGCCGCUGCUGCUCCUGCUGCCGCCGCUGUUGCAACUUUGCGGCUGGCGCGCCCAGGACGCGGCGGGGGCGUGGGCCGAGCCGGGGCGAGCCGAGGACGGGGCAGCGCUGAGCUUCCAGCUGAGCAGCGAGCUGUCGCGGAAGGUCAGCCCGCUUUUCCUCUCGGUCACCCUCGACUCCAACCUGAUCACCGACCCCAAGUACAUCACCUUGCUCGGCUCUACAAAACUUCGCACAUUAGCAAGAGGCUUAUCUCCUGCAUUCUUGAGAUUUGGUGGCACCAAAGGAGACUUCUUGAUUUUUGAUCCUCAACAGAAGCCAACACCCGAGGAGAAGGUUUUUCAGGAUUUCCUUAGAAAACAAGCAACUGUGGACAUCUGUGGAUUCAGGUCAGCCCCUUUGGACUUCAUAGAGCAACUGCAGUCUCAGUGGCUUUUCCAGCAGAAGCUCAUCUUCAAGGAGCAGGAAAAGAAUAAGUAUAAAAACAUCACGUUUACACGAAGUACACUGGAUAUUUUAUACAAUUUUGCAAAUUGCAGUAAUUUGCAUCUGAUCUUUGGCCUCAAUGCCUUACUACGAAAAAGUGGUUCCCAAUGGGAUAGUUCAAAUGCUCAGCUGAUUUUGAAUUAUACUGAUUCCCAAAAUUACACCUUGUCUUGGGAACUUGGAAACGAGCCUAACAGCUUUUUGCAUAAGUCUGGAAUAGAAGUUAAUGGCUUUCAACUUGGUCAAGACUUCAUACAACUCCGGCAACUUCUGAACAAUUACGUCCACUACAAAAAUGCCAAAAUCUACGGCCCCGACUUAGGAAGGUCAAGUCGGAAGCACAGUAAGGUUUUGCUUAAAAGUUUUCUGAAGUCAGGAGGCAAAGUACUUGAUUCUGUCACAUGGCAUCAUUACUACAUUGAUGGACGUAUUGCCACAAGACACGAUUUCCUGAACCCAGAUAUACUGGAUAGCUUCAAGACCAAAGUAGAGGAAUUGUUUGAGAUCGUUAACAGCACAGUGCCAGACAAGAGCGUGUGGCUGGGAGAAACAAGUUCAGCCUUUGGAGGUGGAACUCCUAAUCUGUCUAAUGCAUAUAUUGCUGGUUUUAUGUGGCUGGACAAGCUUGGACUGUCAGCCCAACUGGGCAUUGAUUUAGUGAUGAGACAGGUUUUAUAUGGAGCAGGAAACUACCAACUGGUGGAUGCCAACUUUGAACCUUUGCCAGACUAUUGGCUAUCCCUGUUGUACAAGAAACUGGUAGGCACCACAGUUCUGCAUGUUACCAUAACAGGCUUACAUCCAGCGAAGCUUCGCGUGUAUCUUCACUGUACAAAUACGCACCACCCAAAGUACAGAGAGGGUGACGUCACUUUAUUUGCCUUAAAUCUCUACAACAGCACAAAACACCUGCACGUACCAGCUUACUUUGCCAAGAAGCAAAUAGAUGAAUACCUUUUACUACCUGAUGGAAAAGACGACUUACUUUCCCGGUCUGUUCAGCUGAAUGGCUAUCUCCUAAAAAUGCCAGAUGAUGAGACACUGCCCGUUUUCCAGGAAAAGCCUCUUAGUCCUGGGCAGAGCCUUAAGCUCCCAGCUUUCUCAUAUGGAUUUUAUGUAAUAAGAAAUGCCAAAGUAUUGGCUUGCAUUUAGUACAUUAAUACCCAUUUUCCAAAUCUGGAAGACUAAGGUUUUAUUGUGAUUUACUACUUCAGCCCAGAAACAAAGCUUUUUAGCUGCAUUUUUCCCCCAAGCACGUGAUCAUUUGUUCCCUUUUUGCAAGUUAGUAAACCUUUUUUAAUUAAAAAAAAAAUCCAUGCAACAAUUCAUAAACAUUUUGUAUGCACGAAAAGCCUAUACUUUCUUGUAAGCAAUUUUCCCUGCUUUUUUUUUAAAUUAAGGAAGUGCAUCACAUUUGGGGGGGGGGGAGAAACACACCAAAUCUUCCAGUUUGCAAAUUAUAAAUUAGGUUGGUUUGUAAUUGCCCUGAUCUUUAUUUCAGAUAAAGUAAAAUUUGGCACAGUCUCUCUCCAGAUAUUUUAAUGGCAGAAAGCAAGUGGGAAUAAAAGCAAAUCAUGUGUUUCAUGCUGUACUGCCAUUCAAGCUUUUCUUUGAAUUCUUUCAAAAAGGGUAUAAAGCACUUUAUUUCCUCUGUUGUUAUCUGAGGAAUGAAGACUAUGGUGUCAAACCAGGAAAUGGAUGGCAAAGGUAGAUUAUAGAACUGCUUUGAAUAAAUAAGAGAACAGGCCAGUCAAUGUUUGGGGAAAUCAACUGAGGACAGCCAGAAAGCUUGAGCUACCAUGUUCCAGACAGAACCAAAGUUAAUUAUUGUAAAUUUCUGUGAUUGAUCAGUCUCUGCUUUUGGUGGCUGGCCAUGCAGCGCCAAACAGAGCAUAGAGGUUCCAAUCUCAAAUCCUUGACUUUAAAGGCAAGGAAACAAAAGUAAUUUCUCAUGAUGGAUUCUUUCAGCUAAGGGUUUUCUUCAUUAAUUCAACUCAAUGGUCCAUGGGUAUGGCACAUUCAUUGGUCGUCAUGCUAGCUGUGCAAACCAGUCAUUGCCUUUGCUGAUCAGAAUAUGGGGCCUUGCACUCCAGAGGUUCUGGAUUCAAUCUCUGGCCUCUCUACGUAGCAUUGAGAAAAUAUUUGUGUUUGAAACCCUUGAGACUUCUGGCUGGUUAGUGGGGCAGACAGUGCUGAGUGAGAUGGACCAGUGGGCUGAUCUGACAGUUUCGAGUGUUUCUAGAUGUUUGUAUAAGGGUCUAUUUAUUUUCAUUUGACGCGUGCUCCCAUUAAGUCCUUUUUGAUUAUUUGUACAUUUUGAAAUAAAGUUUUUAUAUUGA